UCGGGGGCGCGCUCGCCCUUCCGGCCAGUUCUUCCGUUAGCUGGCAGGUCCGGUGUUUAGCAGAGCGAGGGGUUCAGCCGGUUCACGUGCCAGGUCCACCCGGCGCCGGCUUCCUCGCCGCACCCCUUCCCCCGCAUCGCGGGCAUCCGCGCCUCGCCGAGGCCGCCCAGGUGUCUGCGCGGGCUUCCAGAGCCCGGGUCCAGCCAUUCGCCGCCGAGACCUGAGCCUCUUUUCUGCCCUAAGGAACUUGUCCCGACAGCCUCUCGCUCCCGUUCCUGAGGAUCUUGCUUGUCCGAACCCAGAAGACAGUGCACGAAGCCGGGGGAGAUCGCCAUGCUCCAAACAACUUGGCCUCAGAGACUGAGCAGAAACCUGUGGUUUCAGGAGUCAGUGGCCUUUGAGGACGUGGCUGUGUACUUCACCCAGAACCAAUGGGCCAGCCUCGACCCUGCGCAGAGGGCUCUGUACAGGGAGGUGAUGCUGGAGAAUUAUGCCAAUGUGGCUUCCCUGGUCGCGUUUCCAUUCCCCAAACCUGCUCUGAUCUCCCACCUGGAGAACGGGGAAGCACCAUGGGGACCGGAUCCCUGGGAUGCCGAGAUUCCGAGUGGCAUCAGUCAGGGUGAUGAGUCCUGCAUCAAAAAUGAAGGGCCAGUUAUAAAGCAGGAAGCCUCUGAAGAAACAGAGUUGCACAGAAUGCCAGUGGGAGGACUUCUCAGGAACGUUUCUCAGCACUUUGAUUUUAAAAGUAAAGCCAUGAAGCAGACUUUCAGUCUAAAUCCAAAUCUGAUACUUCGAGGUGGAAUGAAGUUCUAUGAAUGUAAAGAGUGUGGGAAAAUCUUCCGAUACAACUCAAAGCUUAUUCGGCAUCAGAUGAGUCAUACUGGGGAAAAGCCCUUUAAGUGUAAGGAAUGUGGCAAACCUUUCAAGUCCAUCUACGUCUGUAUUGAACAUGAGAAAAACCACAUUGGAGAAAGGCGCUUUGAAUGUAAGGAGUGCGGCAAAGGUUUGAGUUCCAGCAGAGUCUUGACUCAGCAUCAGAGGAUCCACACUGGAGAGAAACCCUAUGAAUGUAAAGAGUGUGGAAAGGCCUUCAGGAGGAGAGGGGCGUACCUUCAGCAUCAGAGAUUACACACGGGGGAGAAACUCUAUAAAUGUAAGGAAUGCUGGAAAGAUUUUGUUUGCAGGUCACUUUUUAUUGUCCAUCAGAGAAUUCAUACUGGGGAGAAACCUUACCAAUGUAAGGAGUGUGGCAAAGCCUUCACUCAGAAAAAAGGCUUCAUUCAGCAUCAGAGAGUGCACACUGGGGAGAAGCCUUAUGAAUGUAAGGUGUGUGGGAAAGCCUUAAAAUUGUAUAGGAGUUUUGUUCAGCAUCAGAAAUUGCACCUGAGAAAUUGCAGAGAAAUUGCAGAGAAGAAGCCGGUCAAGGUUCUCAGGCCAUCCCUGGUCGGGCCCCAGUGCCCCUCUUCGGCCUUACUCCCUGCUCUUCUCCAGGGCUCCCACGCUGCUCCAGCCGUGGCUGUGCCUUCGCUGACCUUCCCACAUGCUGUGCUCCUUCCUCCCUCUGGGAAUUUGUUCAUGCUGCUGCCUACAUCUGGAAUACCUUCUUCAUCUGCCCAGAUAGUACGUGUCUUCCCGGGUCUCACUCCCACUGUGAAACCCCCCCCAGUUGUUCUCACCCCUUCUUCUCACUCCUUAUGAGCUUUACCUUGGCAGCCUUAUGGCUCUUAGCCUAGCAAAUCUCCAUCCUAAUUUUAUUUUGUUUUUGAGACAGGCUCUCGCUCUG
Messenger RNA from Saimiri boliviensis boliviensis (Bolivian squirrel monkey), 1783 nucleotides. RefSeq names its product zinc finger protein 621. Gene Ontology annotation, biological process: regulation of transcription by RNA polymerase II. The record is from RefSeq and is a predicted model, not a curated record. Gene Ontology annotation, cellular component: nucleus. Lineage: Eukaryota; Metazoa; Chordata; Mammalia; Primates; Cebidae. Gene Ontology annotation, molecular function: DNA-binding transcription factor activity, RNA polymerase II-specific; RNA polymerase II transcription regulatory region sequence-specific DNA binding.